AUGAAUGACGAUGACGACGUGGAAGAGUUCAGCAAAAAGUAUGUGGUGGAAAAAAGGCUUGUUACACAGUACCUGGAACAUCUUCGCGAACUAGAAAGAAGGAAAAAAAAGAGGGAAGAUAACAGAAAGCGCGCAAAUCUGGAAGAAAAGAGAAAGACCUUUGAAAAUUACAACUGGAAAGCUAUUUACAGAGAAGGAAAAAUAAAGAAACUGAAAGUUGUUGUAUUGGACAUGUAUAUAUCAAUGAGAAAUUUGAAGCAGUCGAAAGGGGCGUUAAAGCAAGAAAAAGUUGACAUCGUAUCACUUGACAUAGCAAAGUCGCUAGUCCUUGAUAACCGUCAACUUUCUGAUGAUGACAGAGAUAGUAACGACCAGGAUUCUGGUGACGACGAUGUUGUCGUGCAAGAGAUUGGAAUGAUGUACUAUUUAAUGCAUGUAUAG
This is a messenger RNA of Paramuricea clavata, 441 nucleotides long. The record is from the annotation of a GenBank genome assembly. NCBI's taxonomy places the organism in Eukaryota, Metazoa, Cnidaria, Anthozoa, Malacalcyonacea, Plexauridae.